Molecule: messenger RNA, 12988 nt
Organism: Betta splendens (Siamese fighting fish)
Lineage: Eukaryota; Metazoa; Chordata; Actinopteri; Anabantiformes; Osphronemidae
Gene: fam131bb
Product: family with sequence similarity 131 member Bb
Exons: 8
Coding region: 8472-9848 (458 amino acids)
Source: RefSeq, a predicted model, not a curated record
UGUUGGAGAGACUGGGGGCAGCCUGCAACUGUGCCUCUGUACGUGUGAGCUGUCAUUGCAGUGUGGAUGUAUGGCCACAGAAGCUAUACACAGCUUUACAGGCAAGAUUCGCAGGGCGAUAUGUGGUCGAAAUGUGCUACUGUGUGUGUGUGUGUGUGUGUGUGUGUGUGUGCGUGUGUAGUUGCAUCCUCCACCUCCCGCCUCCCAUCCCUUGAUUUAUGAUGCUGUUUGGCAGUAUGUAGAUGUGUGUGAGUAGGAGGCAGAGAGUGAUGGAGAGGAGGGAGGUGGGAGAGGGGAAACACUGUGAUAGUGCUUAUUUAUAGGGCAGCAUGGCCUGGCGAAAGAGAGGAAAGAGAGAAAGGGGAGAACGCCUUUGUCGGGGGCGUUUGCACUUUAUUAUUUGCAUGAAUAAUGGGGAUGGAGGGAUAAAGACAUAAGCGGCAGGAGAGGAAUUUCAGUGCGGGCAGACAGGCGGGGAGGGAGGAGGGGAGACGGACGGAUGGCAGCGAGCGGAGAGAGCGGAAAAGGGAGGGGCAUCAGUGUGCAGGCGAGGGUGUGAGGGUUGGAUGGGAGAUUUCAGGUGAGGACCCUCCUGGAUAAACCCAUGGACCAUCUGUUAUGUAAAACAAGCCCUGCCUAAGGUCAGAAGGACCAGGACGGCCUGUCGGAAGAAUUAUUUUUGCAUCGUUCGCAUGGAGAUGAUUCGUGAGGGAGUUUAACGCAGCAUGAAUCACACUAAAGCAAACAUAAACACGGCUUAAAUAUUGAUAAGCUACUCAGCACAUCAGACUUUUACACAUGUUCACGGCCAGGCGUCAGUCUGGACACGUGAUGCUCAGUAUCAGUACCGAGCGGAAGUCAUGGAUGUCAGAAGCAGGUUUCCAGCAAGUCCUCGGCUCAAUGUAAAUACUUGAUGAAGAGCAUUUUAAAAAUACCUAGAAUAUGCAGGCGCAGAGGAAACAGUCCUAUGUGACACAGUUAGGAAGGCAGGUGUGAACUGAAUACAGCCCGAGCAGCAUUACAGCGGUGCAGCCGGUCCAGAUCACCGGGUUGAGCACAUCGCAGAGGAAGAGGAGGUUGGGAUCCUGCUGUCAGCACAGACCUGGAACCCGAAGGCGCCACAUUAACCUGACCGGGAACACUUUAAUUCUGAUUUUCAGUUUACAAGUGUUCACAGAACGUUAGAAAUCCAAUAACACCGCUCUGCUAGUAGGGGCUGCGUCUCCUAAUCAGAGAUAAGCAGUGAAGAACUGUGAUAAAGAGAAUUUGCAUAAGUACACAUCUAAAAUACACAGUGUGCUCCCAGUCCCACGUGGUGCAGAUUGUGGAGUUCUGCUCAACUCUGCUUGCAAAUAUCUUUAGCUGUGUGCGCUACGAUCCAACAUGAAUGUGUAAACAAACAGAAUGAACAGAGAGGAAAGCCCAAGAGUUCCCUAGCAGUUUGCCCACAAUUCUCUAGCAAGCAACAGAUUCACUAGAGGUGGUUGCGUUUGUCCUGGGUGAGAUCGGCAUUGACGUGUGCUGCCGAUCAGCCUCCUUCACUGCGGAUCAACAGCUGGAACAGCAGGACCGCAUCUGUCUUUAAGUCGGCUCUCUGGUAACGGGAUCUCUCCCAAUUCACAGGCUGGGAUAUUGGCUUACGGUUCCAUAUUCCUCACAAACAUCAGAGUAGUAGCUGAAAUAUCAGUAGUAUUUUUCACAUGUCAUAACUUUUCCAGCUUACAUUAUUUUUGCAGCGUUGCUGUCACUUGUUACUAAGUGAAUAUAGGCCGAGAAAAAGCUGAAUCGUGCAAACGCUGUCUUGAGCAGCAGGAACGUGUUGAUUUGUCGGUUUAAAAAAGAAGCCGGCGAUCCCGGUUUACGUUUGAAACCCAGACCCCGACCUCCCGCGACGUACGGGAGACGAGACGUCAGCAUCCAUCAGCGCUUCGCAGAGCGGCGGCCUUGAGAGGCCGCUGAGCGAGGGAAGGCGUGGAGCUGCUGCGAAGUGACUGGAAGCAGGAGUCCUGCUGGUGCAGCGACGCAGCGAAUGCAUGCUUCAGCCAGAGCUGGCAAACACGGUGUUACUAAUACUGUUACGGCACCAUCAUGCUCUCUAGAUGCAGUGUUGUCGAUGCUAUUAGCGAUAAUUGUGUAAAAAGCUACAGGACCGUUUCCGUAUCCAGUCACGGCGCCACGCUGUUUUCUGGAAGAGCUGAAAACAUUCAUCAAGGUAUAAGUCGGGGCACGGUGAAUACAUUCAUACUUUUCAUGAUGUGUGGAUGCGAAUGCUGUCUCCCCACCGCUCGUAUCUGUCACUGGGUUGCGUUUCAGGGAGGGAUUCCCUAACAUUAAAAAAACAGCAACGCCCCCACCGCACCCGCGCGCUUCACGCACGCUCAGUCCCAAAAAGCGGAUGCCUCGUCCCAGAUUCGCCAGCACGCGGGCGGCCUGCAACCCGGAGGACCUGGCAGAGCGAGGCGGAAGCCGAUCGGCCGGCUCCUGUCCAGGCCGCGUGCGCGUGAACGCAUCCAAGGUGAAUGAGUCAGUGAUGCAGCACCUUCGGCGCCACGGUGACACCCGGUGACCCUUAUCUGUGGGAGAAUAUGUGUUUACACGCCCAGGGAGCCGAUGUGGCAUUUGAUGCCACAGUGAGUGAGUCAGUGAGUAUGUAGGUUGUAUACGUAUCAUUUUCAGCCUGUGUGAGGGCACGUUACAGCAGAUGUGACGGAGUUGAAACAUAAUGCCGUGAAAGAGGAAUGUUCACCUCUAUAAUUUGAUCUGAGAGCGCCGAAGUGCGAGUUUCCGGGCGUUCGACCAACGCCGAUGAUCUGACGUGCAGCUACCAAGCACCCGAGUGCUGAUGAAGGAAAAAGGCCACGUUCUCGAAGACGGGGAACCUCCUUCACACAUCAAAGCGGUAAAAACAAAGCGUGCGCUGCAGCGGGCCACACAUCUACCGGGCCCAUUUCCUCCCCCUCUGCAGGACUGCUUCAUCUAAACACAAUCGCGCAACAGCAUCUUUCCAUUUCAGGACUAAACGUUCAUUAUAUAUUUAACAGGCCAUCAGGAUGUUUACGCGCGCGAUCAGGUUUAUGGUGCCGGGUCGUCGCCGCCGCUGCCUUCGCCAAAUACUACGAGCUGCGGGUUUUUAGUUACCACUAUCACUGCACCAGUGCUGAACUUAUCCGCUCUGUAUCAGUGACACACACCUGCACAAAAUGGCAGCCUCUGUCAUGCCUAAGCCGAUUAAUGAGGCGUGUCCGACCUGCCACUGACAGGGGCAUGUAGAUUGGACAUGUCAUUUCGCCAUAUUAAUGGCAGUAACUCUGCAAGUGUCAGACGGCUGCAGUCAGUCCCUGCAUGUAUGCGGCUCACACUCAGUUUCCUCGACUAAAGUCCCCCGACCAUCUGGGCCCCCGGUCCUCAGCUGCGGUCGGGUCGGCCUCCGGAGCUGGCAUCCGCACACGCCGCUGCACGAGGGCCGCUCUCCGAGGCGGCGCCCGUCAUGGCAACCAGCCCCGCUGCAGCUGUCAGGGUAAACAAGCGCCGGGCCCCGCGGCCCCGCGCUGCCGCUGCUGCAGGGCAGCGGGAGCACGGGAGGACGGAUGACGCUCGGAAGCCUCCCGCUGGAGCGGGAGCCGUCAGGCCGCGCAGCCCGAGCCUGCCGGAGCUGACAGCGCGGCCGCUGCAGAUCUCGGCUCGUUUGUUGUGCACCGACACGCAGCUCGCUCCCUGUUCUUUUUUCUAUUCGUUUUCUCCCCCGCCUCCCUCCAUCCCUCCCUCCCUCCGUCUCGCUGGCUUCUUCCCCCUGCCUGAGCUCAGCCUGGCUCCCCCAUGACUGCAGGGGGGGUAUCCAGCGCCACGCCGCUGCGUGUGCGGGGGAGGAGGGAGCGCCGGGGGAAGAGAAGCUGGCUCAGAGCUCCGGUCAUGUGCUCUGUUGUUGUUGCUGUUUCCUCAAGGAGGGAUCCUGCCUCCUCAGGAGCAGAGUCAGAGCCUCGUGUGACAGUGCAAGAGCAUCACCUACUGUAUCUCGGAGCAGAAAUGAGUGUGCCACGACCACUGACCCAUCGUCUAAGGAUUCUUUGAUGCCGAUAAACAGCUCUGACUAAUCACAGCAUGAUAUGGGCAUUCAGACUCUUGUGGCUCACUUCAUAAAUAGAUCGCUCUUGUCCUCACAGACAGAAAGACAUAUACCGUACUUAAUGUUUAUUGUGUCCUGCUGUGUAAAUGCUGGAGGGCUCUGCAGUGGUGGAUCGUACUACUGCGAGCAUGGCUCAGCUAUACUGUGAGUCAUGUGGGUGAAGAGUGGCUGCUAAUCUGCUAAUUGACCGAAGGGGAGGGGGAGAAGCUGAGAAACUCAAGGAGAAGGAGCCGAACUGAGUGCGUGCAUCAUGUCACACGAUGCUGCGGGGUCCGCUGGCUGCAUGCAGGGAUGCAUUAGGACAUGUUUAUGUCCAUUUGGUGUUUGCAGGACAGCUUUUCGGACGGGAAGGAAAUCUGGGACGAUGUCUUCUGACCAGGCAGAAAAUGAGAUAGGUCUCGGUCUUAAUUGAUAUCAGCCAGUGCAUAACCAUCUGAAACUGCUCCCCACAUUACAGAAGUCAAACGCGCUUGGCUAAUCUGUUUGAGGUCACGCAGAGUUCAUUUCUAACAGCUAAAGUACACCAUCUAAAUGUGUGUCUGUGUCCUGUGACAAUGUCAAAGCCUGAUGUUAUAGAGCUUCUUUACUUCAGGAGUGGGCUUCAGCUGAUCCAAUACAUUUCCUUUUUUAUAUAAAUACAUUUUCUAAAAUCCUAAAAGGUCGGACUCAGAGGCCAGGCUCAAAAGCACAGAGGGUAGUCCAUGUUUAUUCUAGUUCAUUGAACUGGCAGAGGUCAAAACUCCAGGCAGGCAAUCAAUGAAACCUAUGCAAAACUGUAGCUACAGUAGGAGGCAGGAACAGGCAAUCAGAGAGGGCGACAGAGGCACCGCACGUGAUGCACAGUUCACCGUGGCAACAGCUGAGCGUUUGUGGCUGCUGCAUGCUUUAUGCUACAGGGUGAAGGAGGGAGGUGGGAACAGGUGGAUGAGUGGGUGGAGUCGGUCAGGUGGUGGGAGGUCGUGGGAACACCAGGGUUAUGGUGGCAGCAUCUGUAAAGUAGCGAGAACCAAUUGUGGACACGCCCUUUUGCGCAUGUUUCAGCUUCGAUCAGAUUGUGAAUAUUUAGUCAUUUUAAAACUAGACUUCAGAGAACAGCCAAACAAAUGGGUGAUAGUUAGAUAGUCAUUGAGAGACGAUCAGAACAAUUUAAUAGUUCAGAAUGAAAAAUCACAGCACGGCUAGAAAUACAAAAUUUAGGAAACCUAGAAAACGUAAAGUGCUGCAUGAAGGAACUAGUCUGAACUGCAAAGUCGGGGAGAAGAAACAUACCAGAAACUAGAACAAGGAGAAGGACAAGUAUAAAUACAGACUCAAAUCAAUGAAACGAGACACACGUGAACAGAAAAGAACAGGAAGCAGAACCAUAGAACAUCAACCCAUGAUAAGCACACACCGCCCUCAACGGGCCGGAGGGGGAACUGUCAGGAACAAAUGCAGCUUAGACAACAAACAAUGCUCUAUCGCAGCUUUCUUAUCUUUUAUCCUAACAUGAUUUUCUUGCCUGGAACUAUCUAUGAGGCAGAUAUGACAGAGCUGCAGGAGAUUUUACAAAAGGUUUGACUUCACUGAGCUUCACUGAGAUUUUACAAAGGCUUCGUCUUCACUGAGCUCAAGCAGAGACCAUUUAGAAUAAGCAAUGAGACACGGGGAUGAGGCAGAUGAUCAUCAGAGCUGCAGGAGACUUAGACUUAGAUCAGUUUUUUUAAGUUUGCCUUUUAAAGUUUAUACAUUCAACAAAGCCAUCUGCUGUAUGUCUGUGAGAUGAGUCUAUGGACAGUGUGUAAAUAGGAAUAGAAAUAAAAAGAGGUAUAGAAAAAUACAAAAAUAAUCUUUUUACAAUAAUUCAACAGGAAUCCGGACGACUGAGGUUUAAAUACUGUGUUAAUUCUACAAAUGAGGAAAGGUGAUGCCGAUUUGUGCAGGACUUGGCACAUUCCUGCCGUCAGAGCACAGAGGGGCAGUUUCUGGAAUGAAUUCUGUCCCCUGUCUGCUGCCCUUGGCGUGAUCUGAUGCGACGGGAAGGAGUUCAGAGGGAAGGGUAAUAUCUGCGAGCCCAUCAGAGACGGAGUGGAGCUGAUGUUUCCGAAUCACUGGGUCAGUGGGUCAGAGGCAUCGCCGGACGUCCGCAGACUCCACAAGCAACUGUGUGUUUGUCAGCGCUCUCCAGGAGGCGGCCGCCAUCGGCCCGGCCCGGCCCGGCCCGGCUCACCGGCAGCCGGGGCGCUGACACGGGUGCGGGGCCCUCAGAGAGCUGCACACACCACCCAGACCCGCUGGUGCAGAGAGCAGGCACCUGGAGACGACCGCUGUGUUUAAACUCCAUUAGCACCGCAGCCUCCAUAAUUAAACCAAUGUUUUAAUUAGGAUUUAGGCAGCCAGCAAAGACAAGGGAUAAUAAGGCUAAUUCAUCCAAGGAAGGACGUGUAUUUCAUCUGCUCUGUGCUCUGAGGAUGACUUUGUGUAUGAUCCCCCUCCUAGUGUGAACAGCUUUGAGCGCACGUGUGUGAGGGAUCCAUAGAGCAGGUCAGCGACAUUCGAGGGUUCGGCCAAAGCGAGAGCAAGAAGAAAAUGGAUCUUUUUGUGAAAGACUGUGUUUCUGGAAAGUUUCAGACAAUCCAUUAUACUCAAACCUACAUUUGCGGCAGAUGGCGUGCCCGUCCAGAAGGAUGGAGAGCAGGUAAGUGUGCGGCAGUCACUCAGGCUCUCUCCUGCUGCUGGCUUCCUCUGACGGACCGGCGCCGCUCCCCCGGAGGAACCGGCGCGGCCGCUGGUUUUCAAACGCGACCUGCUCCGCUAUAGCUUUGUGUGCGUCAGAUUGCACUUAGCGCCCGCUACACUGCCUCACCUGAGCUGGGGCAGCGUAGCGGGACGCCUGAGCGGCCGCUGGUUCUGGUUCGGCCCGUUGCUGUUUGCUUUAACUCCGCUGCUUGAUGGCGAGUCACUGCUCAGUGUUGGUCCAAAGCAAAGACAGCAGUGGCGUCUCUUCUUCUUUCUAAUUCUUAUACAUCAUUACUCCUCUACUCUCGUCUCCUCUCCUGUCCUCUUGUCUCCUCUCCUCUACUCUCGUCUCCUCUCCUGUCCUCUUGUCUCCUCUCCUCUACUCUCGUCUCCUCUCCUGUCCUCUUGUCUCCUCUCCUCUACUCUCGUCUCCUCUCCUGUCCUCUUGUCUCCUCUCCUCUACUCUCGUUUCCUCUCCUCCCGCUGCUAUACUAAUUUCGUAGACACCGGGAAGGAAACCAUUUUGGACUAAAACACAAGGAACUCUACUUUUGCACCAAAUGCACUGUGGACUGAUUCCAUCAUUUAUUUAUGCAUUGUACCCCAGAAUGCCCUUCAGUCCUAGGGCAAAAAAACAACCCACAAGUCACACCCACCCACCCACUCACACACACACACACACACACACACACACACACACACACACACACACACACACACACACACACACACACACACACACACACACACACACACACACACACACACACACACACACACACACACAAUGCAGGGAUGUGCCUGCUGCUUGAAGGGCUCCACAUAUGUUAAAUCUCCAAUCACACCCACUCACUCUAAGAGAGAAAGCGAUACUGUAUGAGAUGAGAGUCAGAGGCAGCAACGAAUAGAAUUACAAGUAAAGAAGAAGUGAAGAAACGAGCAGGAGGAGGCUGAUAUCGAUUACCAGGAGCUAUAUGGGGCCUGAGCAUGAAGCCGAUGGAGACAACGGACGUUGUUGUGGUCUUUGUUCUCCUUUUGCAUCAGAUUACAUUAAAACACACUUAAAAUACAUUCCAAAUAAUAUUGAUGAUCAAACAGAUGUAUGACAGAUAAAAAUGUCACACAUCACACACACACACAGACACACACACACACUGAACACUGACUGCGUAGUUCAUUGUCGUCAGCAUCAUAAUCCAGUGCAGAGCUGACGUCUCUCUCACACACACACACACAACACACACACACACACACACACACACACACACACACACACACACACACACACACACACACACACACACACACACACACACACACACACACACAAUUUUCUGCUGGCUUUCAGUGUUUUUGGCAGCACAAGCGACCGGAGGAAAGACUCAUUCAUCCGCAGCAUAUUCACUCUGCUAUACAUAACUAAGCAAAUAUAAACUGAUCCCUGUUUAAUCCCCUCCCUUCUCCCUGUCAUUCUGGUCCUUGACUCUUUUCCCCUUUCUUAUUCCUGGAAAAUCCCGUGUAUCUGUCUCUUCUUCUCUCCCUCCUCUUGAUUUCUUUCUCUUCCACUGCAUGUUCACGUUAAACCUCCCUCUCCUCCUAUAUUUGUCUCCUCCCACCUCCCUCUCCACACAUGCCAAUGUUCUCUCUGCCCUGUCACUCUCCCACUCGUUCCCCAUCCCUCUCUCCUCCUAUUUCUCUUCCUCAGCAUGGACGUUCAGAAUUUUCAUGGGAAGGAAUCAAUCUGUCUAUGGAAGACACCACGUCAAUCCUGCCUCGGCUCAAGAGGAACUCAAACGCCUACGGCAUCGGAGCUCUGGCUAAGUCUUCUCUGUCAGGUGUGUCAGGGGUGACCCGCACCAUGAAGGAAAGAGUGACCAAGCCCACGGCCAUGGCGCAAGGUCGCGUUGCUCACAUGAUUGAGUGGCAGAACUGGGGCAUGCAGACGGUGGGCUCAGGUGGCCUCCCCCAGUCCCGCAUCACCACCCAGGAGCGGGAGAAGGAGCGGCGGCUGGAGAACGACGCCUACAGUGACCUUAGCGAUGGCGAGAAGGAGGCGCGCUUCGCCGCAGGUAUCCUACAGCAGUUUGCAAUCUCUGAGGCCACACUUCUAGCCUGGUCGUCGAUGGACGGGGAGAGCCCUCGGUCGGGGUCCAACCAGGGCAGCGUGGCCCAUCUGAGCGAGGUCAACCAGGAGAGCAUCACCAGUCGAGAUCAGAUAUUGCACCACUCGUCGGCAGAGGUGUGGCCUCACACGUACGUCUCCCAGGGCCACUACUGCCUCUCGUCCUCCGACGCCUGGGACCCCAUCAACAGCGACCCGUCCGGCGUGGCGUCGCCCGCCGCCGGCUCCUACGUGAUGGGCACCGACGGCUACGACGGCCAGGCCGCGGCCCACUUCCUGUCGCAGCAACAGCAGCAGCAGUUCAACCUCCAGCAGCAGAGUCAACUGCAGCAGCUGCAGCAGAUCCAGCAGUUCCAGCACUACCAGCAACAGCAGCUUCUGCAGUAUCAGCAACAACAGUCCCUGGAGCACAGGCUGCACAGCGCCAACCACUCUUUGCAGGCGACGCCCAACAGCACCAUCCACAGCCUGGUCCACCAGGUGCACCCGCCGCUGGUUGACCUGUGGAACUCGGGGCAGAUGGAGGCCUACCAGGCAGAGGCCGGCGGCUACGUGGGCGUGGCAGCGGUGGUGGAGCCCAGCAUGUGCGUCCCCUCGGGGGACGAGAUGGUGGGAACCGAGCACUCCCCGCUGCUGGAGCAGCAGGAGGAGGAGGAGGAGAUUAAGGAGGAGGAGGUGACUCUGUGCAUGGAUCUGGAGCCGGCCACGUUGACCCCACCGACGCAACAGGGGGACGCCUCCGGAGGCAGUAGUCCGGGGCAACCGUCGGCAGAGCCAAUCACGGAGAGGAAGACCUCGGACGUCACCUCUGGUCUAGUUCAGACGUUAGAAGAGAAGGAAGAGGAGGAUGAGGAGGGGCCAGCCGCUUCCAUGGCAACUAACUGAGCUUGUGGUUGUUUAGGAAGCUCCUUACUGCAAACUCACCUGGGAGUCAGCAAGGAAUGAACAUAACAAUACAACAUAUAUCUAUUAAUUCGUCCUUUUCAGGUAUCAAAGACACAGCGUUUUUGUUGCGAGAUGAAUUCUUCAAAACACUGAUUUGAAGUGACUCUUCACGAGACAUGAGCUGAUGCAACAAAGGACACCUAUUUCUUUGUAAGCCUUACAUCCCACAAGUAAACAAACCGAGAGUCCUGAGGACGAAGAAGGUGAAGAGGAGGAGACAAUGUUUCCAUCAACGCUGAGGCGAAGCAGAGGGAAAUGGAAACAUGCAUGCGUUUUAUGAAGACAAGCAAAGUCAACCCUGAUAAAGAAAAUCUAAUAUGAUUCAACAUUAUGAUAAGAAUUAUUUUAUAACAAAUUAGGAAAAAGAACAAGACAAAAAUCUAUGUAUAAGUGUAUAAUAAGAUAUAACAGUUCUCCCACGGGAGAACCUCUCUGUUUACAGCUGUUACUCGACAUAUUAGCUAGUGUUUAAUCAAUUUAAUUUCCCUGUUGCAACUGACAUUCGCAGUAUUCUUUACCAUUGGCGCAAACGAUGUCACGCAGAAUUGGAGACGGCUCGGAAAUUGUGGGCAUUUAAGUGAAAUGCCGCGGAACCUUUGAGAAUCGAUUAUUUUGAUGACGUGGUAGCAGGACGUCCGAGGCACAACCCAGGGACCGGCCCGGCCCGAUCCGGCCCGGCCCUGCGACUGCACACGCUAAACACUGCACAGAUAAGGAUUGUACUGUAAGAUAGCGUGCUUCCUACUCUGUCUCUCUGUAUGCAUGCUUCGUCAGAGUACUAUGGAGCACCCGUCCUAUACGGCACUGUAUAGACUUUGCACUGAGCCAUAGUACUCCAGGUGGGCCUCAGGCGGCCCGCCGCGGGCCCGAGCGUCGGGUUCCACGACAGAGACGCGAAGACAGAGCUGCAUAAUCAAAUCUUUUUUGCACUGAUGCGAUCCAACAGAUCAGAGGUUGCCUUUGCACUGUUGACGUUACACAGUUCCCACUCUGAAAGCUUUCAGCACCAUCGACAACCAAAACCGAGCCACUCGCCAUCCGUCAGCUGCUUUUUUUCCAUAGAUAUAGUGGGGUUAAAUUGAGGACGAUAUCCGCUAUAUUGAAUGUACUGGAAGACAGGCGGACGAGCACGGGCGAUGUUUGGGAGGACCAGUUCGAGGCUUUCUCAGAAAACAAAGACAAGCGAGGGGAUCUUUCAGACAUGUUAAACAUGGAUUCACCUAGACCAUCGCUACACACUCAUACAAAUAUCUAAAUUGUAACCAGCAAUAGGCAGGCACCGCACUGGCUCCACGAAAGGCCGGGAGGAGCCCUGCUGUCCACAUGUAAAUAGUCUGAGUAAAUAAAUAUUGCCUCUCACUCAGUCACAACUGUUCUAGUACAGUAUAAUUUCUUUAUUUUUUUACGCCGCUCAGCUCCCACUUUACUUUGGGACGUAUGCCCGGCAAGGAAAAGUCAAAUUGGAAAAGGAGGAGGGGGGGGGGGGGGGGGGGGGGGGGGGGGGGGGGGGGCUCGUGUCCAUCAGUGCAGUACAGUCUGGACCGAGUGCUGCUCCAUCGGCCAAUCAGGGAAUAGAACUAGGAGAGCUAGGACUUCAACGGACCGGUGUCUUCCUGCUCAUUAUUACUGUGAAGCAGACGCCUCGAGUGCGAUAGCGGCGAUGACGCCCCCCCCUCCCCUUUUUCUUUUGCCUGGGGGGAAAUGGGAGGUCACCAGUGAACAGUGACUUUUCUGUGCAUGACUCACUGAUGUAUUUCGCUACAAACUGUACAACCACUGUUUUCAUCCUCUCUCUGUUGAGGAGCACCUUCUCCUCUCACUUCGAUGAUUGUGUGAGGAGCUUUUAAGAUAAAGAUAAAAUAACAGUUUAUUGACUUGAAUGAAUUUAUUUAUCGAUUGCUUCUUUAUGCAAUGUUGGGGACAACGUUUAUUUUUCUACUGACUUGUUGAAAUCCCUACCAGUAUAAGUUAGACGAUGUGUCAUGGUUGUAAAGCGGGUUUAUUUUGCUCUACUUUUAGGAAUUAGCAGACGAACAUCACGGCAGGAAGCAGCGAAUGAUUAGUUCAGCACCUCUGAGUUACAACAAAUAUCAUGGUUUUCUUUCACUGUUUAGAUCAUAAAACAACCUAAGAGGGCUCGAAACUGUGAGCAGAAUGUCUUUACACAGUGGCACAUAUUUAUUUAUUGAACCAUUACUUGGUGGGGAGACAUACAAUAAUGUGACGGCUUGUACAGUUUGGUUUUUGUGAGCACCAACCCUUCUGGGAGCAGUAUCUUUUGCUUUGAGUCUCAGUUUUAACAGUGUAAUGUGCAGGAAAGAUUAUAUUGAUUCAUAUUUGCUGAUGCAUUCAAACGGGCCUGACCGUUUCAAUUAAAAAAACAUGCAUGGACCAGACUGAACCACAAAAGACACUGCUUCAAAAUGGGGUUUUUUUGUUUCUUAAAUCUCAAUGAAUGAAUAAACUAAUAACAAGAAGCCAAAUAUACUUCUGCGGAUGCUAAGGUUUGCUGACCACGUUUUUUUGUCACUCAGCCGCUUUGAAGCUGAGUUCCUCUAUUUUGUAUAAUUCUACUGCCAUCUUCCACUGGUUACAGUAACUCGUCUGCAGACAUGGCACUUCAAAUCUGCUUCUGGGCCUCUGCCUUUCUCCUCCUUUCUCUCGAUCUCUUUGUGUGUGCUGUAUAUUUGUGUCUGUCCGUCAGUGUACAGUACGUUGUUUGCUGUGUCGAAGUGGAAGAAUCACUGCCUGGAAAAAAAACAAACAGUUUUCUCAUCAACCAAAGGGGAUUCGAGGCAAUCGGACAUACAGUAUAUAUAGAAUUUGGACGUAUGUUGUUUAAGAGGAGGCAGCCCGGCAGGUGGGACCUGCGCACGCUCACACUCACACCUAUGCAUGCUCGCUGGACGGCUUCCACAGGACGGUUCUUCCACAGCCCCCUCUUCUGUCAAACAACUCUGUUCGUUCCCCCGUUUCUCCCCCCUCCCCCCCUGUUCCUCCUGCACGACGAAACCUCCACCUGUCUCCCCCUUCUUUUCCUCCUGUGGAGAAAGAGCAAAUAAACGAACCAACAAACGGCA